Mya arenaria is the source of this 697-nucleotide messenger RNA. Its product is annotated as galactose-specific lectin nattectin-like. Bases 28 to 561 code for a protein of 177 amino acids. The transcript has 6 exons. NCBI's taxonomy places the organism in Eukaryota, Metazoa, Mollusca, Bivalvia, Myida, Myidae. The record is from RefSeq and is a predicted model, not a curated record. Gene Ontology annotation, molecular function: signaling receptor activity.
GGGGAGUGGAUGCACUCAUAAAGAGCAAUGACUAAGUUUCUUUAUUUGUUGGUGUUGAUAGUUUGUCUCUGUUUACCGGGAUAUUUAGGGCAUCCCGGCGUCGUUUUUGAACACUGUCCUAAUGGAUCUGUCAGGCACGAUGACUCGUGCUACAUGUUUUCACACGAGCUAGCGAACUGGGCUGAGGCCAUGGUGUACUGCACUGCUUACGGGGGCCAGCUAGCUUUUAUUCAGUCUCCAGAGGAACAAGUGUUCAUCCAGAAUGAAAUGAAAUUAUUCCUUGGUUCACAGACGGACUCAGCCCAUUACUAUUGGCUAGGUGGGACGGAUGCCGUCUCUGAGGGGGAAUGGUAUUGGGCCAACAUUGUCGAGAAAAUAAUGUACACAAAUUGGAAACAAGGUGAGCCAAAUGACAACCACGCCCACACAAAUCAUCACCAGGAUUGCCUGGCUAUCUACAGUGAGACCGGACUCUGGGAUGAUGGGUGGUGCGAAACCCAGCACAAUUUCAUUUGUGAAAUACAGUUGGAUGUGGAAACCUCUCAGAUAAUUGGAAAAUAACAAAGCAAUCUGAGCUAAACAUAUUCGUUUAUACCACAUUAAAAAACUUUUAAGACAAGAUAGAAUAAUAUUAUUGCACAAAUACUGAAUUGACAUAAUUAUUACAGAAUAAACAAUUUUGAAUGGUAAACUCCAA